This is a messenger RNA of Mesorhabditis spiculigera, 834 nucleotides long. The record is from the annotation of a GenBank genome assembly. NCBI's taxonomy places the organism in Eukaryota, Metazoa, Nematoda, Chromadorea, Rhabditida, Rhabditidae.
AUGAAGCUCACGGCCGAAUUGGGUGAUCGUGGGACGCUUGAAGCCUUUUCAAGGGUCUGCAACGGCAUCGCUAGAGUCUGCCGCGGCGAGCUGCCUAUUCGAGUGACCCCGGAUGGCUGGCAAUUCUUGCUAACGGAUGUAGCUGGGAAUGGAGGCUCCUGGCUUUGUUACUUCAUCCCCGCACGGGUUUUCACCAGAUUUGUAGUUGACGGAUACGACGAAGAGCGGAAUGAAAUUGUGCUAACGAUCAACGCCGACGCCUUCAUCAAGGCGAUCUCCGGGGCCGUGGAUGAUCGAUGUGUAAUCAAAUUGACGAAGCGUGAUAACCAACCACAUAUCCAAAUCAGUCUAUUCGGCACUCGGACGACGCUCAAUCAUUUGACGGCCGUGACGAUCGUGUUCCCAGAAAGCACACAUACUUAUAAAGGGCCCACCGUGCAGAUUGAUUUUACUUUGUCAGUAUCACUUCCUACAUCCCGGGCAUUUCCGAAGUUUUUCACCGUUUUGAAGAAUCAAAGCGGAAAAGCUGUGAGCCUGGAAAUCUCAUCAGUUGGUGAAUUAGAACUGUGUUGUUCGACGGAAAAAGCUGAGCUCACGCUAUACUUCCAGCACCUUCCUGUCACUGGAGCCGAAACAGAGGACGACGAAGUCGUGACGGCCAUUGUACGAGUCCCCGUCAAAAUCAUGCAUUUGGUCUGGACGAGCUUCCUGCAGGGACACGCCCCGAAAAUAACCCUUCGGAUUUCCAACAAUCGGUUUGCGGUGAUCAAGGCUGAAAUAGAAGAAAAUACAUUUGAGCUGAUCAUUCCGGGGCUUGUCGAUCGGCCUGCUAAU